Messenger RNA from Aspergillus fijiensis CBS 313.89, 2047 nucleotides. RefSeq lists its product as uncharacterized. The record is from RefSeq and is a predicted model, not a curated record. NCBI's taxonomy places the organism in Eukaryota, Fungi, Ascomycota, Eurotiomycetes, Eurotiales, Aspergillaceae. Bases 117 to 1757 code for a protein of 546 amino acids. The transcript has 4 exons.
UGAUGAGUAGUCACGUGGUGCAAGAUAAGCAAAGGAAAAAAGAAAGCAACGAACGAUGGCAGGCCUUCUUAGAUGCUUGAAGGGAUUGAUUGAUGGACUGACGGACUGACGGACUGAUGGACUUUGUUCACAGCCUCCCUUGCCAACAAAUCAUGGAUGGGAGCCAUCUAUCCCCUCCGCCUGCUUCAUCCUCUGCGACUCCGGCUACUCAGCCUCAGCAGACCAUCGGCCAAAGGCCACCUCCUCCCUACUAUCUGCCUCUCUAUCCCCAUCAGCAACAACCGCCACCCUUCCUCUUAGUGGAUCAUGUAGACAAACCGCAACUUCUUCCCCAGGGUCAGGAGCAACCCGUCUUCAUCAAAAACGAAGAUUCUCAGUCCCCAUCCGAGGAAUCCAUGCAGAAGUUAACAGUCACCCUGCCGCGCUUCCAGUCAGGCCCACCGAUAUCGCCCGCCACCUCCGACUUGAGCGACUCUUCCACUCCCGCCUCGGAUGACAAGGCUCUGCUCUCUCUUCGUCUACCUUACGAUACCUUUCUGAAACCAACCCUGCAAGGAAGGAGUCUGGAUGCCAUUUUGUCGCUCCCGGUCUCCUUGCGCGACAGUCUGCAACCGUACUUCUACCACUUCUCCACUUCUUGUGCACGCACAUGUUUUCCUUUUGGUUCAGAGGAGUUAUGUCUCUGGUGGUGGCAACAGGCCAUGAAUCAGCCCGCAUUCCUGUUCAUCCUUCUCACCACCAGUGCCAUCCACAAGUCCGCGUCUGAAACGAUUGCAGGCGGCGUCUCGGUAGCCGCCCAGCAGUCCACCCAGCACGCCCUUCUCUUUCGCGUCAAGGCAUAUGAGUUUGUGCGCCAGAUACUGAACGAGUCGGAAACUGCUGCUCUGGAGACGACCGCGUUUGUCGUGGCCCCAUUAAUAUGUGUUGAGGCGGCCGACGGAAACCAACAGGCUGCAGACGCUCAUGUUCAAGGGCUCAAGAGACUGGUCGAUCUACUUGGUGGUAUUGAGGGCCUGGACCAUGCGAUGGUCUCGCUUUUUUAUUCUGCGGUACAUGUGUAUGGACUUCUCACCAGCUCGGAACCAGCGUUCCCCAUGUCCGAAGAAUGGAAGCAGAGAGUUCUUCAAGAGGUCUUCGCUGUCAAGUCCGAGGAGGAUUUUCGAGACCACUCGUACUUUGGUCACCGUUUCUUCGCCUCGCCCUGGUCUGCGGGACUGGACCCCAGCCUCAGGCUCCUUCUCCAACACUUUCGACAAUUGAUGGUGCACUACAACUACGCGCAGUCAUCCUUGUCAAAAUCAUCGGAGAACAACUUCGCCCUCCUGACUGCAUAUGAGCUUCUCGCCACGACCUACGUUCUCACCCCGUCGGACUUUCAGGAUACGCUGCGCAUUGCGAUGCGGAUCUACCUUGCUCUGCGACUUUGGACCUUUCAAGGGUUGCCAUGCAUGAAAUUCGUGUCUGAAGAGCUACAACACAGUCUGUACACGACACUCCACCUCCUGCAGAGAACGGCGCCGGAUCUCCUAUUUUGGAUUCUGUUUGUGGGAGGCCUCGCCUCAAUGGGCCACCAAACAUCCGCAUGGUUCAAGACCUACCUCUCCAUCACCGCCGGCCAACUGGCCGUGUACAACUGGGAUGCCGCAUUGGUCCUGCUGGAAGGCUUCUGUUUCAUUUACCGGCCAGCAGACACGAUGGCUCGGGAUCUCUGGAACGCCGUUCAGCAGCGUCAGGAGCAAGAAUUCUAUCCGCAAUGACAAUCAAGCCACCGUCGAUGAGACGGACAGCUGAGGCUAUUCGAAGACCGUAUAGAGCUAAAGCACCGACUUCAUUCUACAAACCCUCGAGAACUGAACUCCAGUUCUGCGCUGCGGCCGCUAAAACUAGCCACGCCGACCGAUUGCCUAGCGACGUAUGAUCGAUUUCUUGCGCUCACCUGGCUCUCCAAUGGAAGUGGCAAUCCAACCAGUCCCGCUAACAGCUAGCUCUCUUAGCUACUAUCUUGACCACAGCAUAUCUUUCCUCUCGGUUUCGAGUGUCUGGUCGC